UGUUUUUUCCCCCUCAGCAGAGGGCAGUAACACCUUUGACUUUACAGACCUGCACGUUUCUUCUUCCUCAUCUGCAGCCCACUUUGGAGUUUCAUGAAAGAAAUAAUGCAGCCGGGUUUUAUGAUGAAACACAAGCUUGUGCUAAGGAGGUUUAUUCACAGUCAUUAAAAGAAAAUACCACUGGUGACAGGGGCGUUUCUAGCAAUUGAGAAAAAUCUCGGGACUGAGUCAAGUUUUGUCUGGGACUUGACAUUUGUUUUUGAAAGAAGAUUGGCAUUAGGGCAAAAACACUCGGGACUAAGGCCCCGAGUGAUCGGACCUGAUGACGCCCAUGAUUGGGAAUGAUGGCACAAAAGGUAGCAGAAUGUUUUCACACAGUUCAUGCAUUUUGUGCUUCAUCCAUCUACCCUCUACCACUUAUCCUGGUUAAGAUCAUGGGGGGUCCUGGAGCCACAAGGCCAGGGUGCAGCCUAGAUAAGAUGUCAGUCCAUCACCAAGCACAUACACUGCAAAACCUGUAACUGGAUGUGUGAGGCAACAGUGCAACCUGUGGAUGCACUUUUUGUGCUUCCUUUGUAUUAUAAAUACAUGAUAGCCAGCCACUAUGGAUUAAUGCUCUUCAAAUCAAUGUUGUAAGGAUCAGCGGAGAGAUGGAGUGCUGUAACAGAUAAUCUGACCCCCGCAAUCCCGCAACGUCAACCCUAUAGAGCCAAGAGGAUCAUAGAGUAAGAGCAAGGUAGCUAAUUUGUGCCCAGAACACUGCAUGGUUGCAGUAUUUGAUGUUACUUCAUUGUCUUGAAGCCUUUUAUUGAAUAACAUAUAUAAAUAACACAACUGAAACAAAAAGAAAUGCACUAAAAGCAGGUGUGUCCAGACUUGUCCUGACUGGUACUGUAUAUCAGCAUCGAGAAAUGCAUACAAAUGUAGAUUAUUCACAUCCAAGAAUGUGAAUAUAACAUUUUUAUUAUAGUUUUUACAUUCAGUUUCUAUCCUUACCACAAACUUUCCUCAACAGUUAACAUUUUUUACAUUUAAGUGCUGUCUUCCAGGGUCGCCAACUUUGGUCAGCUGACUUGAGUGAGAUUUUCAGUUGGAGAGAAGUCUGCACACGCGUGCAUAUACAUUUACAUGGACGUAACAGUUUUAUUACGUUGUAAAUAGUGGCUAGGGGUUGCAAAUUACAGCAAAGCUCUUGAUGUAGCUAAGUUUAGAUUUGUAAUGCAAUAAUAUACAUUUUCCGCAAGAUUUCAUGCGAGAACGUGGGAGUCUGAAAGCGUGAGUGUCACGCCAGAUGCGUGAGGGUCGGCAGCCCUGGAGUCUCCAUUUCGACACACCUUUCAUCUCGGUAUCAGUAGCUGGGUUAUCUAUGGGCUGCCCCUGCGGAAGCGAAGAGAAUCUUAGCAGUUGUCGACUGUAAUUCAUAACCCAAACACUAUAUUUAAGAUUGCAUUGUUAAUUACAUUUAGCUCCAGUCAGUGGGCAAACUCUCGCGAUGCGCGCGAUACAUAUCGCGACUCAAUGCCCGCUUUGCGCGCACCGCUAAAACCGCGCGACAGGUGGUCACGUGGUGCUUUAAGUUCUUGCUGCUGCAUGAAAAACAGUGAUGGAUAAAACGGUGCCUGGGAAAAUGGAGCUUGUGGGAGUCACACACGUGGUGGACGCCAUUACAUUUUGGGCUCAGAAUGUCAACGACGACCCCGCUGUGGAGAGGAUGACCAGCAUUUUGUCGGCCAGAUGCCCUACAGCUCGGAGGCUGACGGGGAAUCCCAGUCCUCAGAAGCUAUAUGGGGCACUGUUUUCAGAAGACCGAUGCUGGUACAGGUGUAAGGUGCAGCACAAUAAUGAUGACAAGUUUACAGUGUGCUACAUUGAUUAUGGUAAUACGGAGCUCGUCAGCCGUUCAUCCUUGGUGGAGCUUCCAGAAGACCUUCAAAUGGGAUGUUUGGCUAAGAAGUACAAGUUUUGGGGUUUCCAUUUAAACAGUGAUGAAGACUCGCAGCAUUUUGUACAGGGAAAGAUCUUCUUGCGCAACCUGAUUUACGGCAAGAAAUUACGGAUUCAGAAGAAGUCUGUGUGCUUUGAUGGCACCGUCCUGGUCCACGCGUUUCAGGGGGACCUGGACAUCGGAGAGGAGGUGAUGAAGAUGAAGUUCGCCAAACUCAGUAUCCCCGGUUGUAGAGAGGGCUCCAACCCGACCUGGCAGGACCCUCUGGGGCCGUGGGGCCCCCGGACCCCAGAGCACGCCUCCCAGGGGGAUACUGUGCAGGCAGGCUCCCAAGUCCUCAUUCCCAAACCACGUCCUACCUUUCCAGAACAUGUGCCUCAGGCGCUAAAGGAGAAGAGCACGACCACGGCCCUGCAGCCUGCCAGCCUGCUGAAGAAGAAGCUGGACCAGGAGCUUAUGGAGGAGAAUGAACGGCUGAAGGAGGAGAAGAGCGCGCAGUAUCGUAGCGCCUUGCUCCUUGGGAAGGAGCUGACAGAGGCUCAGGUGGAGCUGCAGAGGAUGAAGGACAGCAGGCUGAGGGAUGCCAUAGAGAUACAGAAGCUGAAGGAGGAGAACGGCGUUCUCCGGCAGAAGGCUGACGAGCUCGGGAGGCAGCUGCGGGACGUCCAGCAGGAGCUGCAGGCGACGAAGCAGCAGGUGACUGACAGCGUGGAGGCAGCAGACAAGCGUCUGGAGAGCGCGGUGGGGGACAAGCUGGGUCAGCUGGCACAGAAGGUGGAGUCCUUAAGGGGUGUGAGAGAGGCACGCUCCCGUGGCACCUUCAGGGACAGCCUGCUGGAGGCCAUCGACAUAGUGGCACACAAUGGCAUCUCCUCUCCCGCGUCUUUGGAAAAGCUGGAGGCUGUGUGGAAGGAAUACGACCUGGCGCAGGAUAUGGUGAAGGCCUGUCGCGAGAUAGAAGACCUGGAAGAAUUGAUCGCGAAGAGGAAUGGUGUGAGGGGAACGUUGGCGGUGGCUGUGGACGACUUUAUUCAGGAAGUGGACGGGUUGCCCAUCAGCAAACGAAUGGACACUCUUGAGGCAGUGGGCGCCUCUCUUACUGCGGUGUUUGGUUCCUUCUCGAUGGAGGGAGCCGGAGACGAGACCUUCGAACGGUUCAGACAGUGGAACAGUCAGAAACAGCAGGAGACCCGGGCGGUGGAGGAGGAGACUGACGAAACACUGAAGUUCCUGUGUUCCUGGUUUGAGAAGAUGGUCAAGUUUUUCAGUCUGUCGAGCGAGUUGCCGAUACCCCUGAGUGUCAUGACCAUGGGCGUAGACAGCCUCCUGCAGAGGGCGGAGCUGAACCUCUGCCGGGAGCUGGACGUCUCGCUCGCCGAGCAGAACAGUCGGGACAUGGAGAUAGUGUCAAGCGCCUUUCACAGUGUGAUGCAGAGGAUCGGGAAGGAGCAGAGUCUUCUGAGGGCUGUGCGGGAGAAAUACCUUCUUAACUCGCAGUUUAAGGAAGAGGUCCUCCGGUGGCAGGACGACACUCCGAAGGCCGACGAGCUGUUCUCCAUCAAGAAGCACAUCAAGAACUUGAGGUCACAGCUGCGCUGGAGGCUGGUGGAGCAGGGCAGCCUGGAGGAGGCAGAAGAGGUGGACCUCCUGGAGGUUGAAAAGAAAAAAACGCAGAUUGAACAGACCAGGAACGCCCUUUUCCAGGAGAUUGGUCUGGAGAAGGAGGAAUAUAAGAGGCUGGCUGCCCUGGCCAAGGGCGGCUUCCCCGAGCUGCCGCUGCUCUACCACGCCGCAGACCUCCUCAGCUUCAUGAAUUCUGAGGGACUGGUGGUAAAGAGCCUUGACCGGGACCUUUUUGCCAGCGUGCCCCUGCGAGAGCUGAGUUCCAGGAGACCCCUCGUGUGCACAGAGUUCCAAGGCCAGCAAGUUGUCCUUAAGGGUUACUCUGUCGAUGCCCAGUCAGAGGUGAGAACGGUGGAGAGAGCCACCCAGUACUACAGAGCGAGUAUGUUUGGUGAGGAGCAGACAGGACUGCUCCCCCUGUUGGCGCUGUUUUUUGGCAAGUCAGACCCCAUGGCCUACGUCAUGGUGCCGUACGUUUCCUGUGGCAUGUUGCAGCUCGUGCAGAACUCCAGCCCUCUUAACACUUCCGAGAUCGCGGCCGUCAUGAGAGGUGUGGCUCUGGGGCUGCAGACGCUGCACGGGUCAGGCGUCAUUCACGGCUCGCUGCACCCCAGCAACGUGUUCGUCCUCCGGCGGGAGCGCGGGCUGCUGGGAGAUUUCGAUUUCACCAAGGACCCGGACCAACGUGUUGCUGACCCCAGGAUGCUGGCCGGGGCCCUCAGCCUGGUCGCCCCAGAGGUCGCUCAAGGAGAGCCCCCCUCCCCCGCCUGCGACGUGUACGCUUUGGGCUGUCUGCUGUUGUGGCUGCACUUUCCAGAGGUCAAGUUUGCACUGAAGCCUGAUGGAUGCCUAGCUGAUACGAGUGAAAUGAAAUUGGACCCCAGGCUGCGGAUUCUGCUGCCCCAGCUUUUGUGCUCCUCUUCGCGGAGAUUAGCGGCAUCUGAUGUCCUGUCACAUGACUACUUCUCCAGCCAAUGAUGUCUGCUGGUGGUUCUCAAGUCGUCAAGGUUAUGAUGGAAGGCUGUACGUGACCUAAGAAGAGUUUGACAGUUGGACAUGUGGAAAUGCUCCAGUUCAUUAGGACGUUUUCCUUUUCGAUUUCAAAUUUUCCUGCAGAUUGGAACAGUUUUGCCUGUUGUGUUUUUUUUUUUUUUUAAUAGAGAAAUGCACAAGAAUUUGUUCCGUUUAUUGGUCUGUGUUCCGACAGCUGUUUAAAACCAGUAAAGUGAGUUUUUCCUCCUUAAUCCAAGAAUCUGUCCUGUAUAUUGUUGCUCUGACAACGUCAAUAAACACUAACAGCAAAAGAAUUUCUCGGCACCUAAUAAAAUAUGGACCUAUAAUUCAUAGACUGCAGCUCUUCUCCAAGUAAGAGUGAUUGGUAGGAAUGAUGCUUCAAAACACAUUGUUAGUGGGUUUUGUUUUUUUUGCUUGUCAGUCAACCCAUUUAGCCAUUUUCUGAUUGGCUACUUUAUCAUCUCACCCUCAGUUAAACCAAUGUGAAGUGAUUCUGCCCCCUUGUUUUCCAAGCUUUCUAUUCUGCCUCCCUCUAACUACAAACUUUAGAAGUUUAUGCAUUCAGACUCCAACUAUUAUUAUUUCAGUACCAAAAGUUGGCCACCAUAAGGAACACAGUCA
Brienomyrus brachyistius is the source of this 5203-nucleotide messenger RNA. It is a transcript of the gene stk31, whose product is annotated as serine/threonine kinase 31. The transcript is spliced from 25 exons. Gene Ontology annotation, molecular function: protein kinase activity; ATP binding. NCBI's taxonomy places the organism in Eukaryota, Metazoa, Chordata, Actinopteri, Osteoglossiformes, Mormyridae. The coding region runs from base 1604 to 4546 and encodes 980 amino acids. The record is from RefSeq and is a predicted model, not a curated record. Gene Ontology annotation, biological process: protein phosphorylation.